Molecule: messenger RNA, 2251 nt
Organism: Anopheles cruzii
Lineage: Eukaryota; Metazoa; Arthropoda; Insecta; Diptera; Culicidae
Gene: kra
Product: protein krasavietz
Exons: 11
Coding region: 342-1595 (417 amino acids)
Cellular component (GO): cytoplasm; membrane
Molecular function (GO): protein binding
Source: RefSeq, a predicted model, not a curated record
CAGGGCAGGUCGCAGUAUCCGUAGCCGAUUUGUUCUUCGUCAGUCAGCGCGUGUGGUGAGUCGUCGUGUUCGAUCAAGUGCUCCGCUAAAUAAUUAUAAAUUUAAGUGUGUGUGUUCCGUCUCACCACCAGCACCGUCAUAAAACACACACACCUUUCCACCGCCGACAGGGUUUUUAUUUUAAGGAACAUAGAAGUGCAUUUUCUUAGGGAAAGCGGACUGCCGUUUGGUUUUGUUUUUUUCUAAAUAUUUCACACCGUAUACACAAACCCCAUUCUGAUUGCAUAGAUCGGACCGACGUCUCCAUUUUUGCGGAAAACCAGUAACUAAUAAUUUGUUGUAUGAGUCAGAAAGCCGAAAGACCAGUACUAUCAGGUCAACGCAUCAAGACCAGGAAAAGGGAUGAAAGAGAGAAGAAUGACCCCACGGGAUUCCGUGACGCGGUCAUUGCAGGUCUUGAAGCAGCUGAAGAUCUAGAGCAAAUUUCCAAGUAUCUUGAUAGCGCUGGUAAUAAACUCGACUAUCGUCGCUACGGUGAAGUAUUAUUCGAUAUCCUAAUUGCUGGUGGAUUACUUGUACCCGGAGGAUCUAUCUCACAAGAUGGCGAGAAACCACGUACCGAUCGCUGUCUAUUCGCAGCAUCGGAAGACAUGGAAUCGAUGCGCAACCAUGAGCAGAUCUUUAUGCGGCUUAUGCGUCGAUACAAGUAUCUCGAGAAAAUGUUUGAGGAGGAAAUGAAGAAAAUUCUGAUCUUCAUCAAGGGUUUUACUCCGCUGGAAAGGAUUAAACUCGCGCGCAUGACAGCUUUGUGGAUGGUCAACGGUUCGAUUCCUCCGCAAGUGCUGCACGUGCUGAACAAUGAACACCUCACGAAGGACGGGCUUGCGUUGGAAUUUUUGCUGGAGGUGUUCACCGUCUUCAAGCAGGAGAAGGGUAACGCGCCGCUGGUUGCGACCCUCCGCAAAGGCGGCCUCGACACCCGCCUGAUGGAAUUUCUGCCCAUGAACAAACGCAACGAGGACUACCUCAAAACGGUGCUCGUCGAAAAGGAGCUGGCUGACGUUUUCAAGCUUCACAUGAACCAGGCAAGCCAGGAAGCGAAACGCGAACUGACCCAGCUGCUGAUUGAUGAUAUUAACGAUAACAAGGCAAUUAAGGAUAUUAUCGCCGACGCCAAGGAAAUGUCGACGAAAUUUAACAUUCCCGAGCAUGAAGUGGUUGGUCUUAUUUGGUCCACGAUUAUGUCGCUUGCCGAGUGGAACAAAAAGGAAGAGCUCGUUGCAGAGCAGGCCAUGAAGCAUCUGCGAACGUACAUCCAGCUGUUCGAAGCAUUCACCACCACCGACCGGUCCGAGAUGGCUCUGCUUUUGAAGGUGCAAGAGUUCUGCUAUGAGAACAUGAACUUCAUGAAGGCGUUCUCUAAAAUCGUUCUGCUCUUCUAUAAAACCGAGAUUGUCACGGAGGAUUCAAUUCUCAAGUGGUAUAAGGAGGGCCAUUCGAACAAGGGCAAAAUGCACUUUAUCGAGCAGAUGAAGAAGUUCAUCGAGUGGCUGCAGAAUGCUGAAGAGGAAAGCGAAUCUGAAGAGGAGGACUAAAAUUUUAUCAAGUCACUCGGCGCGCGGUACAAGCCACCGGCGCUGCUUCUUCUGAUCGAUCAUCGAUCGCGAUCCUGCUCGUCGUCGUUGUCUUCAUCGUUUCACACCACAAACAUCAAUCCCCACGACGGAGGUUGUCGCAGCAGAACUUUACGCAAUUACGUUGUUCUUUUUUGACGUGUACCCAAAUACGGAUAAUAAUAGCAUCGAAACAUUUUACAAAUCCCUAUACACGUGGAGUCGUUUUUGAUUUUUGAACGAAUGCCGAAUUUUGUUUCGUGUAUGUUUUUUGAUGCUAUCGCAUUGCGCGCGCCUGGUUUUGGAUAGGAUGACAAGAUAUGUGACUGUUCAAAUCAUUGUCAAAGCCAACUAUUUCAGUUCCGGUGUGUCUCGCACGCCGAGGCGAUUAAAAUUCCUAGAUUCCGACAUCAUCUCAGUCUGGGCAAAUUUUCAAAAGUGUACCAUCUGUCAAACGUUGGUAUUUGUUUUCGCUUGCGAAGCGAUGCUUGAUUGUUUUAUUUAGUUAAACUGAUACUCGCUGCCCAGAGCAAGCUUAUCACUAUUUGGCGAGGAAGAAGCAAAUCAAGAAACGAAGAAGUUGAUAAAUUGAUGAAACAUACAAACAAAAAAUAUAAACAAGACCGUCAUAAACACCA